UCACUUCUCUCUUUAACUCCAAUAAAAACAAUAAUGGAUCUUCUUGUUAUGCUCUCCUCUCUUCUCAUCUCCUAUCUCAUCUUCAAGAUCUGGAAACACAUAGACUCCAAGAGAGAUCAGAACUGCUACAUCUUGGACUACCAAUGUCACAAACCUUCCGAUGAUCGUAUGGUGAGCACUCAAUUCAGCGGUGAUAUUAUCCUUCGAAACAAACACCUUCGUCUCAACGAGUACAAGUUCCUCCUCAAAGCCAUCGUUAGUUCCGGUAUUGGAGAGCAAACUUACGCCCCAAGGCUCUUCUUCGAGGGCCGUGAACAGCGUCCUACGCUACAAGAUGGGAUCUCGGAGAUGGAAGAGUUUUACAUAGACACAAUUGAGAAAGUCCUUGAGAGAAACAAAAUCUCACCUUCGGAGAUUGACAUCCUCGUAGUCAACGUCUCAAUGCUCAAUUCAACGCCUUCACUAUCUGCAAGAAUCAUUAAACAUUACAAAAUGAGAGAGGACAUAAAAGUCUUCAACUUGACCGCGAUGGGAUGCAGCGCGAGUGUUAUCUCCAUAGAUAUUGUCAAAAACAUCUUCAAAACAUACAAGAACAAGCUUGCUCUUGUCGUGACCUCCGAGUCACUUAGUCCUAACUGGUACAGCGGAAACAACCGGUCCAUGAUCCUUGCCAACUGCUUGUUCCGCUCCGGUGGCUGCGCUGUUCUCUUGACGAACAAGCGAAGUCUGAGCAGGAGAGCUAUGUUCAAGCUAAGGUGUUUGGUAAGAACGCACCAUGGAGCCAGAGACGAUUCAUACAACGCUUGUGUCCAAAAAGAAGACGAGCUAGGCCAUAUCGGUGUCCACUUAGACAAGACUCUUCCAAAAGCGGCGACUCGUGCUUUCAUUGACAACCUCAAAGUCAUCACUCCCAAGAUUCUUCCCGUAACCGAGCUCUUAAGGUUUAUGUUGUGCCUUCUUCUCAAGAAGCUUCGUAGCAACCCUAGCAAAGGCUCAACGAACGUGACUCAGGCAGCUCCAAAGGCAGGGAUAAAAGCAGGGAUUAACUUCAAGACCGGUAUUGACCAUUUCUGCAUUCACACUGGAGGUAAAGCGGUUAUAGACGCAAUCGGUUACAGCCUCGACUUAAACGAGUACGAUCUAGAACCGGCGAGGAUGACGCUACACCGGUUUGGGAACACGUCAGCGAGUAGCUUGUGGUAUGUUUUGGGAUAUAUGGAGGCAAAGAAGAGGCUGAAGAGAGGAGAUAGAGUGUUCAUGAUCAGCUUUGGGGCAGGUUUCAAGUGCAAUAGUUGCGUUUGGGAAGUUGUGAGAGAUCUCAAUGUUGGAGAAUCUCUAGGGAAUGUGUGGAAUCAUUGCAUUGAUCAGUACCCACCAAAAUCGAUUUUGAAUCCAUUUUUUGAGAAGUAUGGUUGGAUCCAUGAAGAAGAAGAUCCUGAUACUUUCAAGAUGCCUGAAGGAUUUAUGUGAAGUUUUCUUGGAAUCAUUAAUGUAAACAUAUACAGCUACUUCAAAAAACUGCAAAUCCCACA
Arabidopsis arenosa is the source of this 1532-nucleotide messenger RNA. NCBI's taxonomy places the organism in Eukaryota, Viridiplantae, Streptophyta, Magnoliopsida, Brassicales, Brassicaceae. The record is from the annotation of a GenBank genome assembly.